CAGGAGACCAGCAGCAGCCAGCCAGCAGCUCGACGACGACAUUAAUCGCAUCGUGUGACAGACCCCAGAGUCCAGGAAUCGCGCGCGCACUUCUCCGCUCGUUUCUUCUUCUGCCACACACUGAUUACAGUUAUCCGUUUCGCGCUUUAUCGCUUGCCCACUUUGGUGCUUUUCGUUUGCAUAUUUCUGUUGAUUUAAACCCCAUCCGUUUCGGUGUGCAGGAUCCAGCGGGGAUCAGCGACGUGUGCUGCAGCUGCCAAAAACUCAAAAGACAAAAGUGAAUUUCAAGUCAAUUUUUGGAAAGCUUUUAGCUCGCAAACCGCAGUGACUGCAUACCGAAUCAGUGCAGACAUCAUCGAGUGAGUGAGUUAGCUCCACUCGAUUCCAUUUCGAAGUUGAGCAGGGUGUACUAAAGAGCUCUCGAAUGAGUAACAGCGCAAUGGUGGCGGUGGCCAUCUGCUGCAUUCUCGUGCUGCUGGCGGUGUUCAUUGUGAUCAUCAUUGUGGUGGGGCAGACCAUCGAGGAGCCCAAAUGAGACAUGCUCCAGCUGGGACCUGGCAACUUCCCAGAUGGAUAACAGAGGCCCCCCAAUUGUUAGUCAAUCAGCAUCGCCAUUUAGCAUCGUCAUCAGUAUCAUCAUCCGGAUAAAACAGAGCAACAGGAAAUGGCAACAGGAGGAGAUCAAAAGGAGGAGCAAGAGAAGGAGAAGGAAAUGCGUCCCAUCGUCAGUAUCCAUUGGCUGUGAUGUGAAAUUUUUAGAAUAUGUGAAGCAAAAAUCAAUCGAGAAAUCAACCAAAAUACAAAAAAAAGAUCACGCAUCGUUAAAUACUCUAAUCCCCGACUCAUGUUAUAGUAAAUCUUUCUGUGUGUAAAAUAAAUGUAUAUACGAGCAAGAGCUAUAACUAUACACAUAAACACACAAAAUAUAUAAAGAUAACUAAACGAUAUAAAUAUAUACCAUAGAUAUAUGUAUAAACACAAAUACGUACAUACUAUAUAUACAGAUAAUAUAUAUAUAAAUAUAUAUAAUUAUUAUUAUGUGUGUAACCCAACCGUCGUAACGUUGCGUUCGUUUUUUAUAAAAGUGUUGUUAACAAAUACCGAUUUUUAUUGAUGUUUUAUUGAUGUUGAAUACAACGUAUAUACAUACCCAUAUACAUACCUACAUACACGAAAGUGAAAUAAGUUUACAUUCGAUGAUUAUUGUCCAGCGAUGUCGAAAAAAUUGAUGAAGGAGAAAGGUGGAGCAGCGACAAUAGGGGAAGCAACCAAAGAGCUCAAUUGUAUGUAAGAUCAUAUCAAGGAUGGAAGAAUGUCAGCAAUUGCACUUGUUAAUGGCUCAGCAAAUGGAA
Drosophila subobscura is the source of this 1352-nucleotide messenger RNA. RefSeq lists its product as uncharacterized. The transcript is spliced from 2 exons. NCBI's taxonomy places the organism in Eukaryota, Metazoa, Arthropoda, Insecta, Diptera, Drosophilidae. The record is from RefSeq and is a predicted model, not a curated record. The coding region runs from base 425 to 535 and encodes 36 amino acids.